This is a messenger RNA of Ananas comosus (pineapple), 4481 nucleotides long. RefSeq lists its product as uncharacterized. The coding region runs from base 232 to 4200 and encodes 1322 amino acids. NCBI's taxonomy places the organism in Eukaryota, Viridiplantae, Streptophyta, Magnoliopsida, Poales, Bromeliaceae. The record is from RefSeq and is a predicted model, not a curated record. The transcript is spliced from 21 exons. Gene Ontology annotation, molecular function: protein binding.
UCGCCUUCUCCUCCAUUUUCUGAGCUCGCUCGCCUCCCUUCGAGAGAUCUAAAUCAUUUCCCUUCUCUCUCUCUCUCUCUCUCUCUCUCUCUCUCUCUCUGUUUCUCGCACCUCCAUUAACGCCUCCACAUCCCAAACCCUUGUUUUCCUUCUUCUUCGAUCGAGAUCGAGAUCGAGGAGAGGAACGAUAGUUUGGAGGAGGAGGAAGAGGAGGAGGAGGAGGGGUGAGAGAUGCUGCGAUUGAGGGCGUUUCGCCCAGCGAGCGGCAAGAUCGUGAAGAUCCAGCUGCACCCCACGCAUCCAUGGCUCGUCACCGCCGACGAUUCUGAUCACGUCUCAGUUUGGAACUGGGAGCAUCGCCAGGUAAUCUAUGAGCUCAAAGCGGGUGGGGUGGAUGAGAGGAGAUUGGUUGGGGCGAAGCUGGAGAAGCUCGCGGAAGGAGAAUCUGAUACUAAAGGAAAACCUACAGAGGCUAUCCGGGGAGGAAGUGUAAAGCAGGUUACUUUCUAUGAUGAUGAUGUUUGUUUCUGGCAACAUUGGCGCAACCGCACUGCCGCUGCAGAGGCUCCAAUUGCAGCCAAUCAACAUUCUUCUGCUUUCAUUACGCCUCCUCCCCCCUCCACCAGAGGAAGACAUUUUCUUGUCAUUUGCUGUGAGAAUAAAGCAAUAUUUCUAGACUUGGUGACCAUGAGAGGGCGUGAUGUUCCUAAGCAGGAGCUUGACAACAAGUCACUUCUUUGUAUGGCAUUCCUCUCGAGGUCUUCUGCUGGUGAUGGUCCUCUUGUUGCUUUUGGCGCAUCUGAUGGUGUGAUAAGAGUUCUUUCAAUGAUAACAUGGAAGCUUGUUCGAAGGUAUACUGGUGGCCACAAAGGAUCAAUUUCUUGCUUGAUGACAUUCAUGGCAUCUAGCGGUGAGGCAUUCUUAGUUUCUGGUGCUAGUGAUGGUUUCUUGAUACUUUGGAGUGCUGAUCACAUGUACGAUUCACGUGAACUUGUUCCUAAGCAUAGUUUGAAGGCUCAUGAUGGAGGAGUCAUAGCUGUUGAACUCUCAAGAGUGAUGGGAAGUGCUCCGCAACUCAUUACUAUUGGUGCUGACAAAACAUUAGCUAUCUGGGAUACUAUGACAUUAAAGGAAUUAAGGCGUAUUAAACCAGUACCUAGACUUUCCUGCCAUAGUGUAGCAUCUUGGUGCCACCCUCGGGCUCCAAACCUUGAUAUCCUUACUUGUGUUAAGGACUCCCAUAUUUGGGCCAUUGAACAUCCAACAUAUUCUGCUUUAACUAGACCGCUGUGUGAAUUAUCUUCGCUUGUUCCUCCGCAGGUUCUUGCUGCUACAAAGAAACUAAGGGUUUAUUGCAUGGUUGCUCAUCCGCUUCAGCCGCACCUUGUUGCCACGGGAACGAAUAUAGGGGUUAUUUUAAGCGAGUUUGAUGCCAGGGCACUUCCGGCGGUGGCUCCUCUACCUACACCAGCAGGGAGCAGGGAACACUCUGCUGUAUUUAUUGUUGAGAGAGAACUCAAGUUACUAAAUUUUCAGCUGUCAAACACAGCAAACCCGUCUCUUGGAAGUUCCAAUAUGGCAUCUGACACAGGAAGAAUGAGGGCAGAUCCAGAGCAACUGGUCGUAAAGCAGACUAAGAAGCACAUAAGUACCCCUGCUCCUCAUGAAUCAUAUUCCGUCCUCUCUGUCAGCAGUUCUGGAAAGUAUGUCGCAAUUGUCUGGCCUGACAUUCCUUCAUUUGUAAUUUACAAGGCCAGCGAUUGGUCGGUUGUUGAUUCAGGCACCGGAAGGCUUUUCGCCUGGGACACUUGUCGUGACCGAUAUGCUUUGGUGGAGACUGCUAUGCCUCCUAGAAUACCGCUUGUUGCAAAAGGUGGAUCAUCAAAAAAGGCGAAAGAAGCUGCUGCCGCUGCUGCUCAAGCAGCAGCAGCAGCUGCUGCUGCAGCUUCUGCAGCAACCGUACAAGUGCGAAUCUUAUUGGAUGAUGGAACUGCACACGUUCUGCAGAGAUCCAUUGAUGGGCGGAGUGAACCAGUUAUCGGCUUGCAUGGAGGCGCGUUGCUUGGUGUAGCAUAUCGGAUGUCACGGAGGAUCAGCCCUAUGGCUGCGACCGCUAUAUCAACAAUGCCAUUGUCAGGCUUUGGCAACACCGGGUCCCUUUCAUCUUUUGCGGCUGCUGAUGACCCUUUUUCCUCCAAUAAACCUUCUGCUGAGGCACCACCUCAAAACUUCCAGCUCUACAGUUGGGAAACCUAUCAACCUGUGAGCGGCCUCUUUGCACAACCAGAGUGGACUGCAUGGGACCAAACUGUUGAGUAUUGUGCUUUCGCUUACCAUCAGUACAUAGUCAUUGCUUCCCUGCGCCCUCAGUUUAGGUUUCUUGGAGAUGUUUCCAUUCCCUUUGCUACCGGUGGUGUUUGGCAUCGCAGGCAAUUGUUUGUUGCUACACCUACUACCAUUGAGUGUGUAUUCGUGGAUGCUGGUGUUGCACCUAUUGAUAUUGAAACAAGAAAGAGGAAAGAAGAAAUUAAAGCAAGAGAAGCUCAAACUAGGGCAGUGACAGAACAUGGAGAGUUAGCACUUAUCACAGUUGAUAGCCCACAAGUUACGGCAAAUGAAAGAAUCUCAUUGAGGCCUCCAAUGCUGCAGGUCGUUCGUUUAGCCUCCUUUCAGCAUGCUCCUUCUAUACCACCAUUCAUAACAUUGCCAAAACAGUCCAAGAUAGAGGGGGAGGAUACUUUGCAGAAAGAGAUGGAAGAAAGGAAAGUCAAUGAAGUUGCUGUUGCUGGAGGAGGGGUAUCUGUGGCAAUCACUCGCUUCCCUCCUGAGCAGAAACGCCCUAUUGGGCCUCUUAUUGUUGUAGGUGUUAGAGAUGGUGUUCUUUGGCUCAUUGACAGGUAUAUGUGUGCCCAUGCCUUGGCUCUUAGUCAUCCAGGUAUUCGAUGCCGGUGCCUUGCUGCCUAUGGAGAUGCAGUUAGUGCAGUGAAAUGGGCAAGUCGACUGGGUAGAGAGCAUCAUGAUGACUUGGCUCAGUUUUUGCUUGGGAUGGGAUAUGCAACGGAAGCUCUUCAUUUACCUGGAAUUUCUAAGAGGUUAGAGUUUGACUUAGCCAUGCAGAGCAACGACUUGAAAAGAGCACUUCAAUGCUUGCUAACAAUGAGCAACAGCCGGGAUAUUGGACAAGAAACUGCUGCUGCUGAUAUAACUGAGAUUCUAAGUUUAACAGCUGCUAAACAAGAAAACCUUGUGGAUGCUGUGCAAGGAAUAGUGAAAUUUGUGAAGGAGUUUUUCGAUCUCAUUGAUGCGGCAGAUGCUACGGGACAAUCUGACAUUGCCCGUGAAGUUCUCAAGAGAUUAGCUGCUGCAGGAUCCGUUAAGGGUGCUCUGCAUGGACAAAUGCUGAGAGGGCUAGCUCUCCGACUCGCAAAUCAUGGGGAGCUGACUAGACUUUCGGGAUUGGUGAACAACCUGAUUGCGGCAGGCCAUGGACGCGAAGCAGCAUUUGCUGCUGCAGUUUUAGGGGAUAAUGCUCUAAUGGAGAAGGCAUGGCAGGACACUGGAAUGCUCGCAGAGGCUGUUCUUCAUGCUCAUGCCCACGGUCGUCCUACUUUGAAGAGCCUGGUCCAAGCAUGGAACAAGAUGCUACAGAAGGAGCUCGAACACAAACCGUCUGUGAAAACUGAUGCUGCUGCUGCAUUUUUGGCUUCUCUCGAGGACCCCAAGCUCACGAGUUUAGGGGAACCCGGAAAGAAGCCUCCAAUUGAAAUCCUUCCUCCUGGGAUGCCUUCUCUCACAGCUGCUCCCAUCACAAUCAAGAAGUCUCUGGCUUCUGCUGGCGCUGCACCACAAAGUGCACAAAGCACUCCCUCUACAGCCCAGAAUCCUACUCCAAGUGCCACACAAAGCAAUCCCACCUCUGAGAAAAGCUCGACUGAGCCACAGCCGGAGAAGCCGCUUGCGUUGGAAGCGCCCCCGAGUUCGGAGGAAUUGGAUAAAGCUCCUGCAGAAGCUUCGGAGGCUGUGAGCAGCCCGGAAGCUGCUUCUGCUGCUCCUGCUGCUGAUCCUGUGGCUGCGGCUCCAGCUCCAGCUCCAGCUCCAGCUCCAGUUCCUGCUGCUUCUUCAGAGGGAGCUGAACUGCCUCCUUCUCCGGAGGCUCCGGUUCCUGAAGAGGCUGCGCCUCCUGUACAAGCCGGUGCAUAAGACAUUUUCCUUUUAAUUCUUUACCCUCGGUAUACUAUUCGUUCUUUUCUUUUUCUUUUUUUUUUAUUUUUUAUUGUCUGUAUGUUCUUGUAAUGUGGCGAUGAUUUGGGACAGCUUGGAGGUGGUCUACAGCCUUACAGUUUAGGAACGUAGGAGAUGGUUGCGUUUGUCCUUCUUUUGGGUUAAAUGUUAUCAGUGUUAGUGAUCUGUUGAGGAGAGGAUUGCCUGAUUAGAAUUACGGCAUCAAAACAUUUUUAUCCCAUUUAAACAUUUACUAACAA